Xiphophorus couchianus (Monterrey platyfish) is the source of this 5647-nucleotide messenger RNA. It is a transcript of the gene fzd5, whose product is annotated as frizzled class receptor 5. Gene Ontology annotation, cellular component: plasma membrane. Gene Ontology annotation, biological process: canonical Wnt signaling pathway; non-canonical Wnt signaling pathway. Bases 3769 to 5502 code for a protein of 577 amino acids. The record is from RefSeq and is a predicted model, not a curated record. Lineage: Eukaryota; Metazoa; Chordata; Actinopteri; Cyprinodontiformes; Poeciliidae. Gene Ontology annotation, molecular function: Wnt-protein binding; Wnt receptor activity. The transcript has a single exon.
UAAAACAUCUUUUUCUGUAAAUCUGUUCUAUUCAGAACUCAAGUGGCAUGUGCCGUAGUUUUAUCUCCAUCUUGUUAAAUUCUGUAAGAAAAUCUCAUAUCAAGCACAUUUUGCCAUCAAAUUACAAAUCAGUUAAUCCAAAAAAAGGUAUCAUCGGAUCAGUCGUAUGCUGUACUGAUGCUAAGUCAAGCAGAAAUGUCUGAGCUUUUCACAUGUUGAUGUUGGAAGUGCUGUUUUAGCUGCAGAUGCGUCCUUUGCUACAAAAGAUCGACUGUUCCCUGCAGGAAUGCUACGCUGUUGUGUUUUAGGCAACAAAAUGUUCAAAUCUAAUGAGAAAAAAUCUGCAGAACAUGCCAAUUUUUAAAAAUCCGAUUAAUCGAUUAACCGUCUGAAUAAUUGAUAGAUUAAUCGAUAACUGCUGUUCCCUCUCCCGUUUUAGUCAAACAAACCUGGCACUUGAGAGAAUCCCUACAUUAUAAUCACACGUAUGUUCACACACAUCCUUGUCUGUACGGGUGUGUGUGUGUGUGUGUGUGUGCGUGUUUGUGAUUCCUUUCAGGGUUUAAACACAGAACUCUCCACUGUUUACGUUUAUCUGUCAGACUGACCUGAGCGAAGGUAGAUCAGGUCUAGCCUCCUCCUAGUUGAUACGCUGAGCACACACACCCUCACUGCUCAAACACACGCCAACACACCUUCGGAGACCUUUGUCCCCAAGAGAGCGCUGUGACCUUUGUCUCAUGCGGCGGUGAGAGUCGCAGAGAGCAGAGGUUCGGUUACUGAGCGCCACAGAUUUAGUUUUCUUUCAGUUUGCCUGGUUGAGAAUCACAGAUAAAUCCUCUGUAAUCUGUGUUAGAAUACAGAGGAUUGUAUGAGAAUAAACCCGUUUGUUUCCUGUCGAUUUAUUUAGACCAAACGGAGACGAAAUAGGACAAUGUUUCCAAUGUGUUUCUUUAAAAAAAAAGUGGAAGAUUUUUGUACAUGUUUUCUGUGAUUGUACAUCAUCUCUAUAAUGAAGCUGGACCCCUGAUCAGCAAAUGCUUCAUUUUUUCCCCCCUUUCUUUUCAUAUAAAACAUGAUUGACUGGGAAAUAAUCUGGCUUUCAUGUCUUAUCUUAAAUCCAUGCAACUUUGUAACAUCUAAUAAAAAUACCAAAGGACCAGUAAAGUCACAAACAGCUGCUUCAUCUAUUUAAAAAAUAAAUAAAUAAAUAAAUAAGUGGUUUCACCUGAGUGAAGAGCUGUAGAUAUGAGUUUUGUAGAGUUUCAAAAGUGUCUUUUGCUCUUUUAAAAGGUGAAAAAUGACGCUGAGUUUACGGUACUCUAACAAUACAUUAAUUACGAUUGCAACACAAAGUUUGUGUGUUGCAGUUGGUUUUGCUUUUCUGACGGGAAAUGACCAGAAAAAAAAAAACAUUAAAAGACCUUUGAGCAGUUUAAAGAAGAAUGAUGUGGUUAUAAGACAAUAAGGACUGUGUAUUAAAUAUAUAUCAUAGACAUAACAACAACCCUACACACAUCUCCGUAUGGUCAAUUUAUAAAAUCCCACUUUGCGAAAAAAUAAAAUAAAAAGAUUUUGAAUUAUAGUCUCUAGAUGUGCACAGUUGUUCACAUAUAGUGGUUAAUAAUUGAAUUGAAUAAUGGUUUAUUCAAAUGAUUCUUUUGAUUUUACCAACAUGUUUUUUUGUUUUUUAUUCUGAUUGGAAGCAAUGCUGACAUUUUGGAGUCCCGAUUUGAACCUGAGGGCUCGCGAGAUUAGGGUGAUGGUAAGGAGACCUUCCAGCUUUAAACAUUUACCUCCACAGAUAAAUUGAACAAAAUACCAGUGGAAUCACACCAAAACAUGUUUCCCAUUUGAAUUUAAAUGUUAUCGUCCUGCUCUGUGAGUAACUUUGGGGCCUAAUUGUAUAUUAGGUAGUAAGACUUUCUCAAAUAUAGCAUGUAGCAUCUAUUUACUGACUUCAAAGCACCAUGCUAACGCAGCUAGCACAGCAAUGAUUGACAGGGGUGAACUGGCUAGUAACAUAUAUCUUCAAAGUGUGACAACCAUCUAUGUGCUACAACUAAGAACACUUUCCUGGUUCAGGAAACUCGUGUUUCAGAACAAAUACUUUGGCAAAGUCUGCAUUAGAAUACAUUUAAAAAAAAAAAAAGCCACAUUCUUCUGUCAGGAAAAAAAAAUGCAGGACCAAACUACAAAUAAUAGCGUCCUUUUCCGUCUUAUGUUUGUGAAGGUGUCAGACACUCUUCGUCAGGUACCUUUAGGCUCCUCUGGGAACUCCCACCUCCUAAAGCAGGAAGUCCUAUAAUAUAAAAUUGCUCUCUGAUGUGUUCACGGACCGCCAGGUAUUUGAAAUUUGAUUUAAGCCUCAGAGCAAGUGGUUGCGGACAAUACAAAAAGAGGAACAUUCAGGAUUUUUGUGGGACGAAAAGCUGAAAGCACAACAUAUAAACUCCGCUAACAAUAUUAGCAGAUCUAUUUUUGUUGAACUUCUGAUUCUGUCAUUAGCAAGGUCUAUAAGUUAAUGGGUUUUUUUAUGUCUGAAAAAUCAACUUACUUGAUUUUUUUUGCAAAUAAAUUAGACCUGCCAGCCCUUAUUCUUACAGAACUCAUCAAUAUAGCUACACAUCAACCUUUUUUAAAAAAUAUAUAUCUGCUCUGCUUCGAAUAUUAAUAGGCUAUGUAAAAAUUGCUGAUUAAUUUCAGUUUUAAGCAAUUAGGUCGACUGAAUAGCGUUUACUUAUCUGACAUAAUGUCAACAAGUUAUUUUAUAUCAAUCAGUCAAAUUUACAGAACGUCGAUCAUGCAUUUGAAUGUAACACAAAGUGCAGUGCAAAAGUUAAAAAGGGACCAGGCAUGCAGACAGCGAUCGAUACUGGCACCACAUAAAAACUAAAGCUAAGUCCAACUAGACUAAAACGUCAAGUGACAUUCAGAAGCGGGAGCGCGCUCCCAGCUGAGUUUUGACAUUUCCGACAGCCGUGAACGCAGCAGAGCCUGUGUUUGAUGAGAAGGUGCCGCAGCUUCAGACGGACUUCACUUCGUCCUCGGGCGCAGGGAGCGCAGCGAUCCGCGCGUGGCCGCAAACUCGACGGCACGGGAUUAAGUUUUUGCCCCGAGGGACUCUUCUUCUUCUGCUGCUGCUGCUCAUUCUGCUCUGGCUGUUUUCACUCAGGAGAAUCAGAAAGUUCACUUUUCAGAAGUUGUUCAAGUCGCGGGGCGGAUUAAAUCCAUCGAGGGAAACGCAUCAAGUGGAUUUUACUCACCUGGUUCCUCGUGGCACAGAAAGAGGAGACUUCUGGAUAUUUAUAUUGCUCACAUUUACCAGCUGUUCAAUCCGCCUUACCACCCUUUUCUUUAUUUCUUAUUUAGUUUUUUUUGUUUGUUUUUUUUUUUUUAACUCUACAGCACUGAUGAUGCGACUCUUUCCGGCAUACAGUGCAUGUUUGGAGGACGUGCAGAGGGUUGAAAUGCUACAGGGUCGUUAAAUUUAUUGGAACGUGACUGCCGGAUAUGAACUUUCUCCGUAAUGAUUGCAGGAGCGCUGGUGAAUGAUUGACAGCGUGCUGGCACGACUGGUUUCCCCAUCAGAUAUCCAUUUUACCCUUCAACAGGCUGAUUUGUGUCUUUUCUCUCAGAACAGAACUUUCUUCUGUUGACUCGUCUAAAACAUAAAGUUUCAGCCAUAAACUUGGGUAAAAUGAGCCCUUCUUUAUUUCAGUUGGUGUAAAGACUCUGCCAUAACCGGAUAACAGACUUACUUCAUCCAUGGCAUCAGCAGUGAGACUCAUGCCGUACAGCCUGAUGCUGUACCUGCUUUUCGUUUUCUGGUCUCUCGGUUUCACAUCAGGAGCCUCCAAGGUCUUGGUUUGUGAGCCCAUUACAGUGCCCAUGUGUAAGGGCAUUGGUUACAACUUGACAUACAUGCCCAAUCAAUUCAAUCAUGACACCCAGGAGGAAGUGGGGCUGGAGGUGCACCAGUUCUGGCCCCUGGUCCGCAUCCGCUGCUCCCCAGACCUGCUGUUCUUCCUCUGCAGCAUGUACACUCCAAUCUGCUUGCCGGACUACAGGAAGCCGCUGCCCCCGUGCCGCUCCGUGUGCGAGCGGGCCAAGCGAGGCUGCUCCCCCCUCAUGAGCCAAUAUGGCUUCGAGUGGCCUGAGAGGAUGAGCUGUGAGCAGCUGCCCCAGCUCGGCGACGAGACCCUGUGCAUGGACCAGAACAGCAGUGAGACCACCACUCUGGCCCCUUCGUUCCCGAAGUCCACCCCCAAAGUCAGAACCAGACCUCCCAGCCCACCGCAGUGUGACAGGGAGUGCCGUUGCAGAGACCCCCUGGUCCCCAUCAAGCGGGAGUCCCACGCUCUCUACGGCAGAGUCCAGACCGGCCCUUUGCCCAACUGCGCCCAGCCCUGCCACCUGCCCUACUUCUCGGCGGACGAACGCGCCUUCACCAGCUUCUGGGUCGGGCUCUGGUCCGUGCUGUGCUUCAUCUCCACGCUGACCACCAUGGCCACUUUCCUCAUUGACAUGGAGCGGUUCAAGUACCCAGAGAGGCCCAUCAUCUUCCUGGCUGCCUGCUACCUCUUCGUCUCCUUGGGCUUCAUCAUACGUCUGGUUGCGGGUCAUGAGCGAGUGGCUUGUGGCUACAGCGGCCUCGGCGGAAGCCAGCUGCACAUCCUGUAUGACGCUUCCGGCCCCGCUCUCUGCACCCUAGUCUUCCUGCUGGUGUACUUCUUCGGGAUGGCCAGCUCCAUCUGGUGGGUGGUGUUGUCCUUCACGUGGUUUCUCGCGGCGGGAAUGAAGUGGGGUAGCGAGGCCAUUGCUGGAUACUCACAGUACUUCCACCUGGCUGCAUGGCUCAUCCCGAGUGUCAAGUCCAUCGUGGUCCUCGCUCUCAGUUCCGUGGACGGGGAUCCCGUGGCUGGAAUCUGCUACGUCGGGAACCAGAGUCUGGAGAAUCUGAGGGGGUUUGUGCUGGCCCCUCUUGUGGUCUACCUCUUCACAGGCUCGCUGUUCUUACUGGCUGGGUUUGUCUCUUUGUUCCGCAUCAGGAGCAUCAUCAAACAAGGUGGCACCAAGACGGACAAACUGGAGCGGCUGAUGAUCCGAAUUGGGCUUUUCACAGUGCUGUACACAGUCCCCGCCACCAUCGUGGUGGCAUGCCUGGUCUACGAGCAGCACUACCGACCCAGCUGGGAGCGAGCCCUGGCCUGCUCCUGCCUGUCGGAGCGCCAGCGCUCGGGCUCGGGCCCGGACUACGCCAUCUUCAUGCUCAAGUACUUCAUGUGCUUGGUGGUGGGCAUCACAUCCGGAGUUUGGAUUUGGUCGGGAAAAACUCUGGAGUCGUGGAGGAGAUUCGUGGCCAGAUGCUGCCCCUGCUGGCCACAGAAGGUCACUGCACCGCCUUCCAUGUACAGCGAAGCUAGCACAGCCUUAACGGGACACACUCGAACUGGGUUGUCGUCGGGGAUCUAUCAGAAAGCCCCUCCGUCCCAUAUAUGAACUGUGUGGCAACACGAAACAUUUUAGAGAACCUGUGAUUGUGGACAAGAAACCAGAACUAUAAGUUUGUGUCAUUUUACCCUAAAUAUAAACUAUAAACAGUAAAUACUGAACGAAAAGAUUCAGAGCGUAAAUAAUGUAAAAA